AUGCGGUGGAAUUAUUCUAAAGAGGCAAGAUUGAAACCUCAUUUUAUGCAUCCACGGUCAGAAAAGGAGAUUUGGUUGUCAAAUCGGGGUCAUAUAAGCAAAUAUGUGACAUAUGCAAUGAGACUUCUCCGACACAACAUUGCUAAAGAAAUUGAAUUUAGGACUACUUGUUUAGCUAUAGUUAAAGCAAUUGCUGCGGUGGAAGCUCUCAAUAAUAUACUGCCAGCCACUGAUCAAAUUGCCAUAACUAUUUCGACCCUGUCUGCAACAUCCAAGGUUCCAGAAAUCACCAUCAUCAUCUCCUAUUUCGCUGAAGAGCUGUCCAAUUUGCAAGAAGCUGGAGCAAAGGAUUAA
This is a messenger RNA of Oldenlandia corymbosa var. corymbosa, 354 nucleotides long. The record is from the annotation of a GenBank genome assembly. Lineage: Eukaryota; Viridiplantae; Streptophyta; Magnoliopsida; Gentianales; Rubiaceae.